Lodderomyces orthopsilosis Co 90-125 is the source of this 2115-nucleotide messenger RNA. RefSeq names its product GMC family oxidoreductase. The record is from RefSeq and is a predicted model, not a curated record. Lineage: Eukaryota; Fungi; Ascomycota; Pichiomycetes; Serinales; Debaryomycetaceae. The transcript has a single exon. The coding region runs from base 1 to 2115 and encodes 704 amino acids. Gene Ontology annotation, molecular function: long-chain-alcohol oxidase activity; flavin adenine dinucleotide binding.
AUGUCUUCGUUUCUAUUAGAUACUGCCGAACCUAAGCAUGUUGAAGUCUUUGCAGCCCUUUCAGAUGGGAUCAUUCACGAAGCUCCCUUUAAUCUUGUUAAGGAUGUCGUUGGUAAUGACUUAACAGACGAGGAAAUUGUUGAAUAUAUCACAACCUUUAAUAGACCAUCACAAAUACCCGGCUUCAAAGAAAGAAUAUUGUCUACAAUUAAUAGGGGUACUAUUGAUUCUAUUCGCAUGUUUGUUGUACUAAUGCUGAUCUUAAAUUCGAGGGUGCUUGCUCCAAUGUUGACCAACUCGUUCACGUUAGUCAUGGAUAUGACAUUGAAGGAGCGCGAGGCAUUGUUAGCAGCUUGGCGUGAUUCCCCCAUAUCUGUAAAGCGUCAAUUAUUCAGAACCAUCCUGUCAGCAACCCUUAAUGUAAUGAUCGUUUUAGGAAAUGAAUUGCAUUACAAGGCUAUUCAUUAUCCUGGAAGAGAAUUGAAAGAAUCGGCUUAUCAGGGUUUCGAGCUAGACCCAUUUCGAUAUGAUAUGAUGUCAAAGCCUGAAUUUGAUGAUACAGAAUUAUACUUACCCGACAUUGAUGUUGCAAUCAUCGGGUCUGGUGCUGGUUCUGGGGUAGUAGCCCACACAUUGGCAAAUGAUGGUUACAAAAGUUUGAUUUUAGAGAAAGGAAAGUAUUAUUCACCAUCAGAGUUCAACUUCAAUGAUAGGGAAGGAGUGGACUCUCUCUAUCAAAACAAAGGGGUCUUGUCUUCUAAGAACCUGCAAAUUGUCGUAUUGGCGGGAUCAAAUUUUGGAGGAGGUACUACCGUCAACUGGCUAGCUUGUUUCAAAACGCCAUUCAAAGUCAGAAAAGAGUGGUAUGAGGAAUAUGGUCUAGAUUUCGCAGCAACUGAGUCUUAUGAUAAGUGUCAAGAUUAUGUGUGGAAACAAAUCGGCGCAUCCACGAAAGGGAUCAAGCAUUCGUUAUCCAAUAAAGUCCUCAUUGAAGGUGGCACUAAGUUAGGUUAUGUAUGUAAGGCGGUCGAUCAGAAUACUGGAGGUCAUCCAUCACAUUCAUGUGGGUUUUGCUACUUGGGUUGUAAGUAUGGCAUUAAACAAGGUUCGGCUGUCAAUUGGUUCAGAGCUGCUGCUGCUACAGGUUCGAAGUUCAUGGAUCAGGUAAGAGUGCUCGAAAUUUUGCACACUAAUGGAGUCGCCACUGGUCUCUUGUGUCAAGAUGAGGUUACAGGGACUCGGUUUAAAGUUACAGGUCCAAAGAAAUUUGUUGUUUCUGGGGGUUCUUUAAACACUCCUCUGGUUUUGCGUAACUCCGGCUUCAAAAACAAACAUAUCGGUCAGAAUUUAAAGCUACAUCCUGCCACGGUCCUAUUUGGUGACUUUGGACCUAAGGUUCAAGCUGACCAUUUUGAUAACUCAAUAAUGACUGCAGUGUGCACUCAGGCUGAAGAUUUGGAUGGCAAAGCCCAUGGUGCAAAAAUUGAAACACUUUUGGCCACUCCAUUCCUACAUGCUGCACUCUUUCCAUGGAGAGGUAGUGAUGAUAUAAGACAAGAGAUUUUGCGUUGCAACCACAUGUGCUCCAUGUUAUUGCUUACAAGAGAUACUUCUGCCGGUUCUGUUGGAGCAGAUCCAAGUAGACCAGAUGCGAUAUCGAUUGAUUACAGUAUCAACAAGUUUGACAAAAACGCACUUUUGCAAGCCCUUCUCCUCGCCGCUGAUAUAUUAUAUAUUGAGGGAGCCGAAAGAAUCUUGAGUCCACAGCCAUGGGUUCCUAUUUUCAAGUCAACGAAAUCCAAAGACAGGAGGUCCAUCACUGAUAAGGAUUAUGUUGAAUGGAGAGAAACGGUUGCGAAAAUCCCUCUUGAUGAUUUUGGUACGCCUUAUGGUACAGCCCACCAGAUGUCAACUUGUAGAAUGUCGGGCAAGGGACCAAAUUACGGCGCUUGUGACGCCAAUGGUAAGUUAUUCGAAGCAUCAAACAUUUACAUUGCAGACGCCAGUUGUAUGCCCACAGCGUCUGGAGUCAACCCAAUGGUCACAACCUUGACCUUGGCUAGACACGUUUCACUUGGCUUGUGUAAUGACUUGAAGGCAAAGGUUAAAUUGUAG